Messenger RNA from Rana temporaria (common frog), 1887 nucleotides. It is a transcript of the gene EPHX1, whose product is annotated as epoxide hydrolase 1. The transcript is spliced from 9 exons. Gene Ontology annotation, biological process: epoxide metabolic process. Gene Ontology annotation, molecular function: epoxide hydrolase activity. Bases 227 to 1597 code for a protein of 456 amino acids. NCBI's taxonomy places the organism in Eukaryota, Metazoa, Chordata, Amphibia, Anura, Ranidae. The record is from RefSeq and is a predicted model, not a curated record.
GUCUGCAAACUUUGUACACAGCCAGAGGCCAGGGCUUCAAUGGAAGUCCCAUCAUGCCCUUCUUUCCUGCUGUUUAUCAGUGUAGGGGGAGGGGAGCAUAGAUUGCAGGGACAGUGAAGCUGCAGGACAGGUGAGACUUUUCUAGGAGCUGCUGAGGACCAUCCAGCCUGGGAAAGAGAGAACAGCAUCCAGCGGAGCCCAGGAGCACAGGGGACAGACAGGUAAAAUGCUUCUAGAAAUUGUUGGAGCUCUGGUGGUCGGGGCUCUCCUCUACCACUUUUUCUUCAGGAAAACGGAUGACACUUUGCCAAUGGGAGAUGGAUGGUGGGGUCCUGGGCAGAGACAAGAUGAUGAUAACGAAGAUAUCCGUCCUUUCAAAAUUGAGACUUCAGAAGAGGAGCUAAAUGAUUUGUUCCACCGGAUAGAUCAGACGCGUUUCACGGAGCCACUGGAGGGAAGUCGCUUCAACUAUGGCUUCAACUCCAUCCACCUGCGGAAAGUGGUGUCUUACUGGAGAAAUAAAUUUGAUUGGAGGAAACAACUGGAAGUUCUCAACCAAUACCCACAAUUUAAGACCAAAAUUGAAGGGCUCGACAUUCAUUUUCUUCACGCAAAGCCAACGAACCUCCCAGCUGGUAGAAGAGCCAAGCCCCUUAUUAUGGUCCAUGGAUGGCCUGGAUCCUUCUACGAGUUCUACAAGAUAAUCCCCCUUCUGACUGAUCCUGCCAGCCAUGGUCUCAGCGAUGAGCAUAUUUUUGAGGUCAUCUGCCCAUCCAUCCCAGGCUAUGGGUUUUCUGAGGCAUCACAUAAACAAGGAUGCAACUCAGUGGCUGUGGCUCGAAUCUUCUAUAAGUUGAUGCAGCGUUUGGGAUUCCGGGACUUCUAUGCUCAGGGUGGGGAUUGGGGAGCUUUGGUCUGUACAAACCUUGCCCAGAUCGCUCCCAGCAAUGUUAAGGGUCUGCACCUUAACAUGGUGUUUGUGUCCAACUUUAAGCCUGUGGUGGUCCUCUCCAUUUUGCUGGGCCAGUAUUUCCCAGGGCUAUUCGGCUUCAAUGACCUGGAAGUGAGAACAAUGUUCCCCUUUAUGAAGAAGGUGGUUGGGCACAUCAUUAAGGAGAGCGGGUACAUGCAUCUCCAAGCCACCAAGCCAGAUACCGCAGGCUGUGGACUAAAUAGUUCCCCCGUUGGUCUGGCAUCAUACAUUCUAGAGAAAUUCUCCACUUGGACAGACCCUGAUUUCCGUGACCACGAGGAUGGAGGUCUGGAGAGGAAAUUCACUUUGGACGAACUUCUGACCAAUAUCAUGAUUUAUUGGCUCUCCGGCUCCAUUGUCUCUUCCAUGAGGUUCUACAAGGAAAACCUGGGAAAAGGAAUGGGCCAUGCCAAACAUGAAAAAGUCCCCGUCAUGGUCCCCACAGGCAUCGCCUUGUUCCCCAACGAUCUGUUGCUUUGUCCUCUCCUGUGGGCCAAGCAGAAGUACGUCAACAUCGUCUCUUUUAAUCACAUGCCCCAAGGGGGCCACUUUGCUGCCUUUGAAGAGCCAGAAAUUCUGGCAAAAGAUAUCCAACAAUUUGUAGCAAAAAUGGAACGAAAAUAGCUGUGUCCUAAAUAAUGCAAUAGAGGAGGCCGAGUGCAAAGAGGACCUGUCUUAUAUCAAGAACCUGCAACCGCUUCUUGCAUAGUAUUGAGUGCUAUUUUUUUAAAGAAAUUAUAGUGAAAAUAUUAUAGUCAUCCUGCAGUUGAUUGUAUUUUAUACCAAUAUAUCAACAUUUUUAGAAUCCGCUUACUAUUUCUGGGUAAUAAAUGUAUGAAAAUCGUAGGCUUAUUUCUUGUUUUUUCUGUUUUUAUAAUUGAAUGACUUUUGAAUAAAUGUUUAUUAGUUCUUUG